UAUUAAUCAAUCAAAAAAAUGUGAAAACAAGGAUAAAAGUGGUUGGAAAAAAAGUUUUAAGGAUAACUUCUGGAUGUUUUAGAAAAUAAGAAAUAAGAAAUAAAGAAAAAAAAAAAGCAAAAUGGAAAAUGAUAUUUGCAUUCAAGUAACAUGUAAAAUUUCGUGCGAGAAGCAACGAUAUGGAUAUACUGAUCUCAUCAAUGAAGAUGCCAAAUUCAAUAAUAAACCUUUAGAAAAUUUCAAUCGACAGUUUGUAUUCAGCGAGACGGAGAAUAUCGAUAAGAUUUUUCGGGAUGUUUUCGAAGAACAGAAUUUAUUAAAAUUUUAUGUUGAAGGUUUUGACAUAAAUAUCGUGAAAUACGGCAAGAGGAAUAUAUUUUACGAGACAGCUGAUGAGACAUCAUCCUCGUCCGCAUUUAAGACUGAUCGCAUUUCAACAUCUUCAGACACAUCAGAAUCAACAAUAGACAGCAGCACAAGUAGCAGUAGUGAGCAUAAUGAAGUGGAAACUGGACUCGUGCACAAUUUUAUUCGCUCAAUUUUUGAAGAAUUAAUUAGCUUAAGAGAUACUCAAUGUCUAUUCUCUGUCGGAUGGACGGAAAUUAAUCAACAGAAUCAACUCCUAGAUUUAUUAAAUGGCAAUGGCCUAAUUCAAUGUACAAUGUCGCAGCUUUUGGAAACUGUUUCCGUUGGCUUAAGGAACAGAAAUAAUACAAAUAGUAAUCACAAUAUCUUAUCGAUAGUCUUGGAGCAGCAAUCCAUUAAUAAUGCAACAGGACAGGCAAUUCAGAAAUUGUCGACUGUCAAUUUCUGUGAUUUAAAUUAUGGAACUGAUAAAGCAUUAACAAAUCAACUUAUAAGUGAACCAAUGAACUUUUAUUCUCAGCCUAUGCUGCCUCCUUAUCCAUAUUUCAAUUCAUCACCACCGACUAAUUUUGGCAACAACUUUUUCAAUGGAAAUUGCUUCCUUUCUCCACCACCAGUUCAGCAUAAUGUCGACAACAUGUUCUUUAAUGCAAACUUCCGACCUACAUUCGAUGUUAAUCCUAGCAGUAAUCUCGUUAAUCAACAAAAUCAAAGACUUUUAAGGAAUGCAGAGCUUCUUUUCUCAAAAUUGAAUCUCAAUGAUAUUGAGGAUGAUCAACGUAAGGAGAUACAGGAAUGGAUGUAUUUAAAAAAUGAAUGUGAUACUUACUUACCUAUAGCACAGACUCCUACAACAAUGGAAUUACCACCAUCAUAUUUUAGUAAUAUGAAUGCUAAUAUGCUCAUUAAUCCACAACCAUCUAUGAUACAGCAGCAAACUUCAUUACUCCCAAUUAUUGAAAUGGAUGAAUCUAAUGAUCAGCAUAAUGACGACGAAGAAGAAACCAACGAUAAUGACUCAGAAAGUGGCUAUAUUGACAUUAAUGAUCAAUCGAAUAAUUUAUUUACCAAAAUCUCUGAUAAAAUGUCCAAUUUCCAGGACAAAACAGAUGAUCUUGUAAGGAACAAGUGCAACGAAUAUUUUGAAAACAAUCCCAAAGUUAUUUUGAGCAGUAAUCAAUCUGACAGUAAGCCAGCUCAAGAGAAUCUCCAUGAUGAAGCUAUUGGAGGUCAGGACUUGAUGAAAUUGUCGACAAAUACAUCGACAAGUGAACAAUAUUUGGCUAAAACAGGACGAAGACGUUCGAUUCGUGACAAUAAUAUUUUGAAUAGUGACGAACUUAAUCUGAUUAAGAAAGCGGCAGCUGCAACUUCUUUGGAAACUGAUUCAAUUAAGGAGAAUGCUGAGAGUGAGCAGCUUACGAAAUUGGAUGAAUUGAGAAAGUCUUUGAAGAAAUCCAUUGCAUCCAUCGAUGCAACAAACCUUCAAAUAAAGGAGGUAGAGCAGACGAUAGCUUUAAAGAAAAAUUUGAUAACAGAUCUGAUUGAAAACAACAAGACCCGAGUAACAGCCAAGCACAAAUGCAACAAGAAGAAGUCAAAGUAUCAAUCAGAAUAUGAGAAAUGUAAGAAAGACUUGAGCAAAGCAAUAAUGGCAGGAAAGAAUCCACUCGAGAUUCAACGACUGAAGGAAAUGGCAACAAAAUUUGAAGAAAAAUUAUUAGAUCUGAAUGGCAUUAACGAAAUUGCGGCUGAAUCAUCGUCUAAUAAGAAAGUUAAACAAUUACAUAAAUCAUUGGAGCAAUCAAAAAAGCAACUUGAAGUAUUAAAUAAGGUACUUAAGAAAGAAGUUAAGCAUAAGGAAUCAAUUGAAAAGGAUAUUGCAAAACAAAUGAAAAGUAUUGAGGAGAAUGAGGAUAAUGAGUCAUACAAUAAGAAAUUAGUCGCUGUAUCUCCAUCUCCAUCAUCAAAUUCCAAGUUUAGUGAUAGUAAAGUCAAGAUUCGAGACGUUAAUGCUAGAAUCUCACAUCUUGAUGAAAUAUUAAAAGAAAAGUCUUCGAAUCUACAGCUUAGUGGAAUGCCUGGCGAGGAUAAGGAGAAGGAGUCACUAAGAUAUGAAAUAAGAAAUUUGAGACGAACACGAGACACAUUAUUGGAUCAACGUGUGUCAUUAUACAAGAAAUUAAAACGUGAUAAGAUGCUAACAUAUAAGGAAGAGCGUAAAAUGUUGGAAUGUGACGAGGCAAUAGAAGCAAUUGACGAUGUCAUUGAAGUGAAGAAUGAAUUGAUUUGCGGACAUAAGUCAAUAGACACAAAUGAGAAACUGGAGCGAGAAAAAGGCGAGCAGUUAUUGAUGGCAAGACUUAAUAAGUUAUCGGAAGAAGAAAUGAGAAUCUUACUCUAUAAAUAUUUCAUGAAAGUCAUAGAUUUAAAGGAAUCAUGUCGUAAACUCGAACAGAAUUUGAUGUCACUAGAACGUGAUAAGGAGGCAUGGGAAUGGCGCGAAAAGAUUCUAACGAAUGCAAUUAGACAAUCGAGAUUAGAAAGCGAAAGGAAUUUGAUAAUACAGCAGAAGAAUCAUGAGACACGAUUGAAUUUAUUGCUACGGCAUUUUGCAAAUGAGACGACAAAUUCGAGUUUAACUGAUAGCACAUCAAAUUCAGGAACUCCACAGCCUCCACACUUGCCUGAUUAUGAGGAAUUGAAUAUUGUUAAGGCAACAAAAUCAGCAUCACGCCAUCAAUACCAUCAACAGCAUGCACAGCUUCAUCAAACAGAAAUUGAACGUGACUUUAAGAAAAAUCUAUUUACGAAAUUUCACGUCUUUACACGUUAUCAUCAACAAGGCGGCACAUCGAAUGCAUUGGCAACAGUUGAAAGAGAUCAUAAUGCCAUCAUUCCACAUGAGAAUUUGAAGCAAUUGAAUGAAAAGAAACCGGCAACAAAAGUCACAAGGCAGAAAAAUAAGCUCAUUAUACAGCAAAAUGAUAAAUCUAAAGGACAUUAAUUCUACUCAAUAGCUUUCCAGCUAUUUCUGGAUAUUAAAUUUAUUUUUAUUCUUCCAAUUUAAGAUGUUUUUUAUUGUCUUCCUAUUUAAUUAAGUUUCAAGAUAUUUCCAACUCUAUUUUGUCUUUCUACUGUAAUUCAUAACGAUUUUUUUGAUUCA
Chironomus riparius is the source of this 3532-nucleotide messenger RNA. The record is from the annotation of a GenBank genome assembly. NCBI's taxonomy places the organism in Eukaryota, Metazoa, Arthropoda, Insecta, Diptera, Chironomidae.